AUUUCAAUCACACGUAGAACAAACAACGAUCAUAAAUCGGAAAAACAAGGAUCAUAGAUCCAACAAACAGGGAUCAUAAAUCCAAUAAACAGGGAUCAUAAAUCCAAUAAACAAGGAUCAUAAAUCCAACAAACCAGGAUCAUAAAUCCAACAAACAGGGAUCAUAAAUCCAACAAACAGGGAUCAUAAAUCCAACAAACAGGGAUCAUAAAUCCAAUAAACAAGGAUCAUAAAUCCAACAAACCAGGAUCAUAAAUCCAAUAAACAAGGAUCAUAAAUCCAACAAACAGGGAUCAUAAAUCCAACAAACAGGGAUCAUAAAUCCAACAAACAGGGAUCAUAAAUCCAAUAAACAAGGAUCAUAGAUCCAACAAACAGGGAUCAUAAAUCCAAUAAACAGGGAUCAUAAAUCCAAUAAACAAGGAUCAUAAAUCCAACAAACCAGGAUCAUAAAUCCAACAAACAGGGAUCAUAAAUCCAACAAACAGGGAUCAUAAAUCCAACAAACAGGGAUCAUAAAUCCAAUAAACAAGGAUCAUAAAUCCAACAAACAGGGAUCAUAAAUCGAAAAAACAGGAAUCAUAAAUCCAAUAAACAAGGAUCAUAAAUCCAACAAACAGGGAUCAUAAAUCCAAUAAACAAGGAUCAUAAAUCCAACAAACAGGGAUCAUAAAUCCAACAAACAGGGAUCAUAAAUCCAAUAAACAAGGAUCAUAAAUCCAAUAAACAAGGAUCAUAAAUCUAAUAAACAAGGAUCAUUCAUUUCAUCAUUAACAAUGAUGAUAUUGUCAUAUUUAGAAAAAUAUUGGAAAUCUAUAAUCAUUCUAUCAAAUCUCAUAUUUAUUGUAUCCAGUAUUGUACUCUUAUCAUUAGGUAUUAUAGAAUUGAAUUACUUAUCUAAAUUUCAUAUUAUUUUACAUGGUGCUAAACCGAUGAUCAUUCCAAUUGUGAUAACUACUGGGACAAUUGGUUCAAUUGCUUCUCUUAUAGGAUUUAUUGGAUUAUUUCAAAAGAAACAAUUUAUUAUAUUACUUCAUAUUGGUGGGUUAAUUAUAGCCGCGUUAAUUGAAUUCAGUACAGGUAUUAUGUCAGCUGUAUCAAAAGAUCAGUUUUUUAUCAAUGUCAAUACUUCAUUACACGAAUCUAUAGUACAGUAUCAUAAGAAUUAUGAAAUAAAGAAUGAAUACAAUAAUUUACAAAUUAGUCUUGGUUGUUGUGGUGCAUCAUCGUUUAUUAAUUAUAGAACACUGAAAUUUCCUAUACCGAAUUCAUGUAAACCUACAUCAUAUGGAUAUAAUUGGGAAACUAUGGAUCUUGUACUCAUUCAUCAACAUCAUCCAAAUCAUCAUCAUCAUCUUCAUUGUCAGCGUCAACAUCAUCAUGAUCAUCUUCAGCAGCAUCAUCAUCAUCAUAUUCACAAUCAUCAUCAGCAUCAUCAUCAUCAUCAUCAUCAUCAUCCAAAUCAUCAUCAUCAUCCAAAUCAUCAUCAUCAUCAUCAACCAAAUCAUCAUCAUCAUAUAUCCCCUCGAAAGUGUCCCGAGUUUGGUUACUACUUGUCUUUCUAUUUUGUAAUUGGACUUUAUGAAUAAUCAAUUACCCUGAGUUUGUAUACUUAACUUUGUGUCUCAGUAACCAUUUUGAUCUACCGAUAGAGUUCCGAAGUGGAAAGCUAUUUGGAUGAAAUGUAUUACUCAACUAUUAUACCUUCUUAAUUAUAUUCUACACAAC
Molecule: messenger RNA, 1728 nt
Organism: Schistosoma rodhaini
Lineage: Eukaryota; Metazoa; Platyhelminthes; Trematoda; Strigeidida; Schistosomatidae
Source: the annotation of a GenBank genome assembly